Molecule: messenger RNA, 1767 nt
Organism: Raphanus sativus (radish)
Lineage: Eukaryota; Viridiplantae; Streptophyta; Magnoliopsida; Brassicales; Brassicaceae
Product: protein SHI RELATED SEQUENCE 1
Exons: 2
Coding region: 427-1512 (361 amino acids)
Biological process (GO): positive regulation of DNA-templated transcription
Cellular component (GO): nucleus
Molecular function (GO): DNA binding; DNA-binding transcription factor activity
Source: RefSeq, a predicted model, not a curated record
GAAAAGAAGAAGAUUUUUUUCUUUGAUAAGUAAAGAAAGAAGAAGAUGAGAGAGAAGGAGACAGAAAUUAAAUUAGAGAAGCAUAGGGGAGAGAGAGAGAGAGUUAAGGUUAUGGCGGCGUUGCAGAGCGCGAGAAAGGUUAUUAUCUCUCCUCUUCUUUCCCUUUCUCUCUGGUGUGUUUCUUAAAUACUCUCUCCUCUCGUACCGACAAACGAGCUCUGCCUUUACCAGACCCUUAAAAGCUACUCAACCUCAAUACACUACAAACUCAGAGAAUGAAUUCUUCUACCUAAACCCUAGAAACCCUCUUUCUCCCAAUAGUCUCCAAGAUCUAGAGAGAGAAAGUUUUGUUUAAUUUUAUUUUGCUUCUUUUCAAAAAGCUGAUUGGAGAGUGGUAUAUAUGGGUAGUGGUUGUCUUGCCGUUGAAUGGCGGGGUUUUUCUCGUUAGACGGCGGAGGAAGAGGCGGAGGGGGAGGAAACAGCCAAGAAGAACACCACACCAACACCAACACGAAUCCUCCUCCUCCUGUAUCUGAGGCUUGGCUUUGGUACAGAAACCCUAACGUCAACGCAAACGCUCCUUCCUCUACAAACGCAGCUGCUUUAGGCACACUUGAGCUAUGGCAAAACCACAGUCAGCAAGAAAUCUUGUUCCAGCAUCAACAGCAUCAGCAGAGGUUGGAUCUUUACUCCUCGGCCGCUGGCUUAGGAGUCGGACCAAGCAACCAUAGCCAAUUCGAUAUCUCCGGCGAAAACUCAAACGCCGCCGCCGGGAGAGCAGCGGCGCUCAUGAUGAUGCGGAGUGGCGGAAGCGGCGGCGGUGCAAGCUGUCAAGACUGUGGAAAUCAGGCCAAGAAAGACUGUGCUCACGUUAGGUGUCGAACCUGCUGCAAGAGCCGUGGCUUCGACUGUCCUACUCACGUGAGGAGCACGUGGGUUCCUGCCGCCAAACGCCGUGAGAGACAACAUCAGCUAUCCACGGUUCAGCCUCAAACGCACCAGCCACGCGGUGAUAGCGGUGUACCGAAACGCCAUCGUGAGAACUUACCAGCAGCAACUUCUUCUGCUCUUGUCUGCACUCGCAUACCUACUCACAACGCUUCAGGUUUAGAGGUUGGAGAUUUCCCGGCGGAGGUGAGCUCACCGGCAGUGUUUAGGUGCGUGCGAGUAAGCUCAGUGGAAGAUGGAGAAGAAGAGCUUGCUUACCAAACAGCCGUUAGCAUCGGUGGUCACAUCUUUAAAGGCGUUCUUUACGACAAAGGUCCCGGAAGUAGCGGUGGCUACAACGUACUCGCUGCCGGUGAGAGCUCUUCUGGUGGCGGAGGAGGACACCAGCUUAACCUCAUAACAGCUGGAUCUGUGACGGUUGCAACUGCAUCUUCCUCCACUCCAAACGCCGGUGGUAUUGGCAGCUCCUCCGCGGCGGCUUACAAUGAUCCAGCCGCUCUUUAUCCAACUCCGAUUAACACUUUCAUGGCCGGUACACAGUUCUUUCCUAACCCAAGAUCAUGAUGUUAAUCUGACAUAAUGCAGAAUAACUCUUAAAAAUUCUUGGAAUAGUAUAGGGUUUUAAAAUCGUUAAUUGUUGGAUCCAUAUUACAUAGAGAUGUAGAAGUGGGUAAAAUUAGGAGGGAAGUGGAUCAGUUUAUGCUUCUUCUGGACACUCAAAGUUGUUGCAAUUUCAGGGUUUUAAAAGGAAAACUUAAUUCAAAUAAUAUCAUCUUCUUAUUAUAAUAAUUUGUGAGAAUAAAGUGUUAUUGACAUGUU